Messenger RNA from Acanthosepion pharaonis, 489 nucleotides. The record is from the annotation of a GenBank genome assembly. Lineage: Eukaryota; Metazoa; Mollusca; Cephalopoda; Sepiida; Sepiidae.
AUGGGCAAAGUCUCUGUGGGCAAAGUCUCUUUAGGAAAAAGGCAAACUGUCUGUAGGCAAAGUCUCUGUAGGCAAAGUCUCUGUAGGGCAAUGUCUCUGUGGGCAAAAGUCUCUGUUAGGGACAAAGUCUCUGUAGGCAAAGUCUCUUUGAAGGCAAGUCCUGUUGGCAAACUCUCUGUAGGCAAUGCAAACAAAGUGGCAAAGUUCUGUGGGCAAAGUCUGUCAAAGUGUAGGCUUGUAGGCAAAGUCUCUGUAGGCAAAACAAAACAGUCCGCCUGCAAAGUGUCAAAGUGUAGGCAAAGUCUCUGUGGGCAAAGUGUCUGUAGGCAAAGUCUCUGUAGGCAAAAUGUCUAUGUAGGCAAAAUCUCUCUGAGGCAAAGUGUCUGUAGGCAAAGUCUCUGUCAGGCAAAGGCAAAGUGUCAAAGUGGGCAAAGGGUCCGUGGUCAAAGUGUCAGUGGGCAAAAUCUCUGUAGGCAAAAGUCUCUGUAG